AUAGUUCUACAGCCCGCCUCUCCUGCGGAGGUGAAGCCUGGGACGUUGCGUGUCUCCGCCCCGCGGUGCAGCUAGGGGGUGUGCUUUGGGGGGGGACAUAAGGAAUAGCUAAAUAAGAGGAGGGUCCAGGGUCGCAACGCGCUCUGCCCUUCCCUAGCUUCUAGGCACCAAGCCUGCACGAGCCUCAAGGGUGAUUUUUCCUUGGGCCCAAUAUGAUACUAACCAAAGCCCAGUACGAGGAGAUAGCCCAGUGCCUAGUGUCUGUACCGCCCACUAGGCAGAGCCUGAGGAAGCUGAAGCAGAGGUUCCCCAGUCAAUCGCAGGCCACUCUGCUGAGCAUCUUCUCCCAGGAGUACCAGAAACAUAUUAAAAGAACACAUGCCAAACAUCACACUCCAGAAGCGAUUGAAAGUUAUUACCAGAGGUACCUGAAGGGCGUGGGGAAGAACAGAGCAGCCCCCGUGCUCUUGGAGCUGGCCAAUGAGGUGGACUAUGCACCCUCAUUAAUGGCUCGGAUUAUCCUGGAGAGAUUUCUACAGGGGCAUGAACAGACUCCACCCUCCAAGUCUGUUAUAAACAGUAUGCUGCGGGACCCUUCUCAGAUUCCAGAUGGAGUUCUAGCAAACCAAAUCUAUCAGUGCAUCGUGAACGACUGCUGUUACGGACCACUGGUGGACUGCAUCAAGCAUGCUAUUGGCUAUGAGCAUGAAGUCCUGCUGAGAGACUUGCUUCUGAAGAGAAACCUGUCGUUCCUAGAUGAGGAUCAGCUCCGUGCAAAGGGCUAUGACAAAACCCCAGACUUCAUUUUACAGGUGCCAGUUGGUUCGGGCCAGGCUUGGUCAUCUAUUGGUAUGGAUUCAUCCAGGAACUGGACUGCAACCGGGAAAGAGGCAUCCUGCUCAAAGCCUCUUUCCCAACAGACAUCGUCACCUUAUGCCAUAGCACAGCUUGACCCCGAAGAUCCUGGAAAAGAAGCCGGAAGCAAUGUUACUUUCCUGCUGUAUAAACUGCUGGCAACAUCUGCCCUGAACUUCAGCUGAACCCUGGCUGCAGCCGUCGCAGCCCUACCUCUCUAGACAAACAUAUCAAGAGUUUCUGUUUUCCUUCAUCCCUGGGUGAUGUGAAUAGCCAAGAACUACAGACACAACCCACUCAUUAUCAGCAUUUCUGUCUCUGACAAACAGUUAGUUCAUAGAUAGUCAUAAUCUUGCUUCCUUCCGAAUGCUUUCUCCUUGUGUACUGAACAGAAGAGACAGUAUGAAGACUGAAAGGUGUGAGUUUUCACUUCGCCUCCCUGUGAUCAAAUAUUUUUUAUUUUUUCUUCUAAACUUCCAUUCAUAUUCUCUCUCACUCUCCCUUCAUCUGUCUGUGUGUGUGUCUGUCGGUCUCUGUGUGUCUGUCUGUGUGUGUCUGCGUGUUUCUUUGUUUCCCUCCCUCCGUGUGUGUGUGUGUGUGUGUGUGUGUGUCUUUGUGUCUGUGUCUUUCUCUCCCCCUCCCUCCCUCCCCUUUCUUCCUUCCCCCCAGUCUCUUAGAGGGUACACUGGUAUUGACUGUUGCAUUACCACCAGGGAAUAACCUAGCACAAACCUAAAAAAGCUGGAGACAGGAAGUUCAUAAGUAAGUGUUCCUUCUCACCUGGGGCUCCGCAGAGCCGGACUGGAGCCUUUUCUGUGGAGUCUUGUGGCCUCCUGACUUCUGUGGCAUUCAGCCAAGCUGCAAAAAUCCCCCUUGAUGAGAAUUUCCUCUUUUCAUAAAGUUGAUUUGAACACCAAACACUUCACAUUGACCUCACCUUCAAGUAUGAGUUGCAGUUGUGUCUGGAAAGCUACGCUCCUUUGGCUUGGGACUGAGGCAGAGGACUGACCCCUAGCCUCCUGUCUACAGUGGCCCUCUAAACCACACUGCCGGCCAGCACAAUGUUAGCAGCUAUUUUUAUGAGAUUUUUUUUUUAAGUACAUUCAUACAUACUGCUUUGAGUCUGCAUUUUAUACUACAAAAUUGUAUAAUACUCAAAUGAUUUAGACAUUAUAAAUAGUCAGCUUUGAAUGAAUUAAGUGUAACAGAAAAAUCCUCGAGCAAUUUUUUUUAAAUAAGCAAUAUAAAAGAGAUUUUGUAUUUAUUCACUUUAAUUUCUUCACUUUUAUAUACUGCAGACCAGGCUUCAGUCAGAAGCAAAACAUCAAUAAAAUAAUUAUAAACCUAUCUUUUGGGAAAUUAAAAACUAAUCUGUUUCUCAAAAAAAAUGUAUUUUAUAAAAAUAUAUAUAUAUUUGCUCCCAUGCUUAUAAAAUGUAGCUUUUAUAAUGUUUAAUGGUUUUUUAGAAAUAAAAAAAAAAUGACUCUUAGAAACAAACACCUUAACUCUUCCUUUUGUACCUGGUUAGUGAAAAACUUGGUCUGUUGCCUUCCUCCCAAGGGUCACAAGUGUGGCAUUUCCGAGACAGGAUUUUAAGCUCUCCUGGAGCCUGAAGGAAAUCAUGGGAGAGAAGAUAGAGUUACAGUAAGGCAGCAUCAGGGAAACGCCUGUUUCCACCUACAAUACAGCGUGCAGGUUUGGUGUAUGAAAUAGAGAUGGUUUGACAGCACUACUACAUUGCCUUUAUACACAGUUUAAAGAUCCACGUCCUCCGUGGGCACCACGCAUGUACAUGCUACACAAGCAUACAUGCAGGCAAAGCACUUGUAUAAAUGUCUUAAAAAUACCUGUGCAAUAGCCCUAUACAUUGCUUGCCUGUUUAUUUUUGUAGUAUAGGCAAUCUAAGCUUCAGCCCUGGAGAGCAGUCCUGGGAUAGCUUACUUUUAUAUCUGCCGCACUUAGAGCAUUAGUAUUAAGGUCAAAUCUUUAAUAUCUUCAUGGACCAUUUUGCACACUGUGCUGAUGAACUGUGCCACGUCAGGAUGCAGGAAUAUGAAUAAAACAAAACUCUAAACAUUACUCUCUCUGCCCCAGAGACUUGCCACACACCUGUACCCACAAACUCACUAGAUCCCUUUGAACCGUGGCCAGGGAUGGACUCCAAACAAGGCUGAUCCACCAGAUGUUCAUAGUGACUGUGCCACUCCUUUCUAUCCUUCUCUCCCUUUCCUAAAAAAAUCAUAAACAAUUGAGAAUCUUUUCUUUUACCUUCCACUAAGGUGUAUGUCAACUUUUUUACACAUGAGAAAGUUCAGAGUUCUGAAGUCCACCUUUUAACAGAAGUAUUCAUUUUAAGUAUAAGCCCUCGUCACCUGCAAGGCUUAACACCACUCUGGAAAAAAAGGAUGAAUUAUUGGUCUUUGGGGAUUGCAUUAACUCCUGCGAGCCACCAGGGAGAAGGCUGCUUAGAGCCCUGAUGAGGUAGUCUAAAUAGUCUCCUGGCUGGCUACACUAAUUAACACCCAGCACCAAAGUGAACAGUUAGCUCACUGACUCUCCCUGGGGACCUGUUUACUAUCUACACUGGAACCGAGAUACCUGGUGUUUGCUCCUUUGAACCUGUUUCAGGCUUGGAAUUUCAAUUAAAUGAAAUCUAAAGAAUGAUGUGUGUUUCUUCUCUUCCUGCUUCUUCCUGGUUAUCUUCCCUUUCAUUCACCUCAAAUUUCCUUCCACACAGCUAUGCCUUCCUCUUUAUUGUUUCUUUGUAAAGAAUGAUCCCAGAAGCAACAUACGUCUUCUCUAGAUCCUUGGGAGGUCAUGACUGACUAAUCUCAUCAAGUAAAAGCAAAACUGAGGCACUUCAGCCACAACACCAGAGUGCAUAUCUCCAGUGCCUGCUGUGUGCUUAACUUAGAAAUCUUUCAUAUGAGAUUUAUGCCUUAGGUAAAUGUUUUGGCAAAAGGAGCCAACAAAGUUAGACAUGGUAGCAAACAUCUUAGUCCCCGUGCUCAAGAGACAGGGGUAGUCUGGUUUACAUAGAACUGUCCAGGCCCGCCAAGGCUACAGUAUGAGCCUCUGUCUCAGGGGGAAGAAAAAUCACAAAAGAAGGUUUUAUAGCGUCUUUCAGCCCACAUGAUUGUGUUCAGCUGAUCAUAGUUGUAAAUUAAAACAGUAAAAAUUC
Apodemus sylvaticus (European woodmouse) is the source of this 4036-nucleotide messenger RNA. It is a transcript of the gene Cdin1, whose product is annotated as CDAN1 interacting nuclease 1. The coding region runs from base 213 to 1040 and encodes 275 amino acids. Gene Ontology annotation, biological process: erythrocyte differentiation. The transcript is spliced from 10 exons. The record is from RefSeq and is a predicted model, not a curated record. Gene Ontology annotation, cellular component: nucleus; cytoplasm. NCBI's taxonomy places the organism in Eukaryota, Metazoa, Chordata, Mammalia, Rodentia, Muridae.